AUGAUACCACUUUGUUUGUGCACAAGUGGUCUGCCGUCUGGUCUCUCAACCGAAGACUUAAAAGAAAGGCUUGAGUUAGCGGCGGCUCAGGUCUUAUCGCAACACCGUUUUCAUACCAAUUAUGAAGACUAUCGGCAAGAGAUCGGCGAUGAGGGCGACAAUGGAAGGAGUCUCGAAAGGUUUAAGAGAUCGUUGAUGUCAGACAUACCACACCUGAACCGCACGAAUGGACUGAUUCCCGAACCGGAACUGAUUAGAGCGCAAAAGAUCUCGGAUGUGAUGACAAAUCUUAAGGAAAGGUAUGGCUUUCAGAAGAAUUACUACCAAACGGUAAUGAACUCAAUCAAGUCGGCCGUCAAAUCAAAUACUAAGUCAGUGGUCAUGACAUCGAGUCUAAUCAGAAAUCUAACAGUUAUUUCGGGAAUAAAUGCCAAACAAAUAAAAUCGCUGACAAAUAUUGUUUGGCAGAACUCGCGGCUGACUAUUGAGGACUUGAAGUUUCAUUUCAAAGAUCUCGCGAAUCUAAUCAUUGGUGUCGACCGGAGAAUUGCGGGUCUUUUUCAGGCGACUAAUGAUGUAGUUUUGCGGAACAGACCGACGAUUAUCAUCGGACGCAAGCGCUUUGUCGGACACAUUGAGAUGCCCUUAUUAAACGUUACAUCAGUAGACAUGGUGUCUGUCGGUCCGCAAAACUUGCAGCAACUGAUGAGUAAUCUAUACCGAAAAAGUAGACCGAAUCUCAUUAAAGGCGUUAAACAUGUGGUGAAACCAAAUUUGGUGAAAGCCUUUCUUAAUUCUCGUCAAAUAAACGGAAUUGACUUCAGGAAUCAAAUUGUGACCACAAAUACACCGCAAACUAUCACUGGUCUAGUCGUCUACAGAUCGCAGUUAACUGUUGGCAAAGAUCUCAAUAUCAAUGGAAGAAUCAAUGGCCUCAAAGUGGAAGCGGAUCUCGUGUUUCUUAAUCGCCCGCAAACAGUGAUGUCUCACAAGAUAUUCACAUCGCCUCUGGUUAUCGCAAAUCGUGUCAACUCUUUAACCAUCGAUGGCAUCGAUUUACCAAAAUUAACUCAAAGCGUUCUCCUCUCCAACGGAUUCCGACAAAUAAUUGAAUCAAAACUCGUAUUUCUAAAGCCAUUGAACACAAAGAGUAUAACCGUUAACGGAAUGGUCAACAAAAUUGACAUCUCAUUAAUGGCCAAUCAAUUGGUUUAUAAGAACCGACCCGUUCUGAUCCGCGGACGAAAACUCUUUAUAUUGGAUGACAUUCUCAUUGAUAAUAAUUUGUUUGUUGGAAAACAUUUGGACGGUUUUGCCAUUCCUUCGCAUUUAUUGCUGAGAACUAGAAAUCAGGUAAUUACAGCUCCAAAACACUUCAGAGGAAUCGUUAGAUUUGAAGGCAAAGUAACAGCUAAUGGUCUGGUCGAUGGACUCCGUCUGCCUCAAGAUGUGGUGACACUCACUGGCGAAGACACUAUUGUCGGUUCCGUAACGUUUGUCCGCGGAAUUGCAGUCAACCAAGACAUCGAUGCCCGCCGUCUCGUCGAUGGCGUCGAUAUAUCAGAGUUAAGACAUUAUACCUUAAAACAAAAUGAUAAGCGCAUUGAAAGCACUGUUCACUUUCGUAACGGCGUUACUGUCGGCGCCAUUGAAUUGAAUGGUGAUGUAAACGGUGUUAAUUUUGGUCAUCUCUUUCGGGAAGCAAUCUUCAGAAACAGUCGUAAUGUUACCAUAAGUGGGACCAAAAUAUUUGACUCUCACGUUCAGAUGAAACAGUUGUUCGUCGAUUUGGUGAAUGGCGUCCACUUAUAUGACUUGCUGUCCACUAACAAGAAUGAGACCAUUUUGAUGCCCAAAGUUUUCUUAUCCGAUACUUCAUUCAAAUCACUUUUUGUCAACGGUUUGGUCGGAGGCGUGAAUAUCGGGAAUCUGUAUAAUAACCGCAUAUCUCUCACAAAGCCUGAAACUAUUACUGGUCUCAAGAAUUUCAUCGAUGAAGUGGUUAUUAGCGAUUAUUUGUCUCUUAAUAAGAUGAAUGGAUUGACACCGCAAACAGAUUUUGUACUAAAAUCAAAACCAAAUCAGAUAAUUAACGGCGAAAAAAUAUUUACAAAAACUGUGUCCGCAAACAAAGUGGUGGCAAAGAAUCCGACAAUAGUUAAGGGAAAGAUUGACAAUCAAAAGAUUAAUGACCUGAGCUCUAGAGUCAUACCACUUAACGCUAACUAUACACUACCAUUGACUGUCGUUUUGGUUAAUUGUAACUCGACUUACAUUCAAGUCUUUGGAGACAUGAAUGGUCUGAAUGUAACGCAUUUCGCAAAUAAUGUCAUGUCAUUGACUAAAACGCAAACAGUUUUCGGACCGAAAUUCUUUAGAGGAGAGCAGACUUUCUCAUCGAUUCAGACAUCGAAAGGAAUUUCUGGCAUUUCAUUAUCAUAUUUGAACGAAAAUGCUGUCCAUCUGAAUAAGUUGUCUCACAUCCGAGUGCCCAUUAUUUUCACUCAUGCCGUUGUCUUCAAGAAACCUCUGGCGCUGAACGGAGUGCUGAAUGGCGUGAAUAUCACUUAUUUGGCAAACGAUGCCGUCUAUAAGAAUAUCAAUAACUUAAUAUACGGUCAAAAU
This is a messenger RNA of Medioppia subpectinata, 2625 nucleotides long. The record is from the annotation of a GenBank genome assembly. Lineage: Eukaryota; Metazoa; Arthropoda; Arachnida; Sarcoptiformes; Oppiidae.